Aspergillus clavatus NRRL 1 is the source of this 651-nucleotide messenger RNA. RefSeq names its product putative SNF7 family protein (Cta1). Gene Ontology annotation, biological process: late endosome to vacuole transport via multivesicular body sorting pathway; vesicle budding from membrane. Bases 1 to 651 code for a protein of 216 amino acids. The transcript is spliced from 2 exons. Lineage: Eukaryota; Fungi; Ascomycota; Eurotiomycetes; Eurotiales; Aspergillaceae. The record is from RefSeq and is a predicted model, not a curated record. Gene Ontology annotation, cellular component: multivesicular body.
AUGAACCGAUUAUUCGGGACCAAAAGCACGGCUCCCAAGCCCACGCUCGACGAUGCUAUUUCCAAAGUGGACAACCGCGUCGCUAGCAUCGACGUGAAACUCGCCUCACUCAAUUCCGAGCUCUCGACGUACCAGGCCAAAAUCGCCAAGAUGCGCGACGGGCCCGGCAAGAACGCGCUGCGCCAGAAGGCGCUCAAGGUGCUGCAGCGGCGGAAGCAGUACGAGGCGCAGCGUGACCAGCUGUCGCAGCAAUCGUGGAACAUGGAGCAGGCGGGGAUGAUGCAGGAUAAUCUGAAGAACGUGAUGACGACGGUUGACGCGAUGAAGACGACGACGAAGGAGCUGAAGAGGCAGUAUGGCAAGGUGGACGUGGACAAGAUCGAGCGCAUGCAGGAUGAGAUGGCGGAUCUGAUGGAUAUCGGGAACGAGAUCCAGGAGAGUAUCUCUCGGGCGUACGACAUCCCGGAGGACGUGGAUGAGGCGGAGCUCGAUGCGGAGCUCGAGGCGCUGGGCGAGGAGUCGAUGUUUGAGAGCGCGAUGGGCGAGAGUGCCAUGCCGAGCUUCAUGCAGGACGAGGUGGUGCCACCUCAGUUUAUCGAUGAGCCUCCCGAGCAAGCAAAGGUCAAGGAGCCUGCUGGUGGUCUGGGCUAA